AUGCCGCCCAAUCCCCGAUCGGACCGACCUGACGUGUUGCCUCGCUCGCGAAGCGUCAGCUUGUCGAACGAUGUACAGCCCUCGGUAGCGGGCGUCCUCUCCCCUCCCGCCGUUGAGCCGAGUCCCGCAUUUAUCGCAGCUUCGGCGGCGUCGCAGAUCGUUGCCGCCGACCUGGAACAGAAUGGGUUGAUCUCUUCGGCCGAUGGAGACAGUGCCCUGGUCACGCCAGGCUCCCUCGCGUUGCUGAACGGCUUCCUCGACUACUUGUUAUUUAACAUCCUGGCUGUGGCCAAGUCGACCCAAUUGAGCGCUCUGCGCCCGGCCAUCGCGGAGGUGCUGAAGCCCCGACUGGCCAAGGAGGUUAUCUCUGCCGCAGAUGAGGAGCUGAGCGAGUACAUGGGUGGUGGAGAGGAUGAGGAGCUAUUGGACUUUCACGGCGGCCAGGAGCCACGCGGUGAAUUCGAUCUGAUCCGCUCAUGGAAACUGACCCGCUUGAGGUGCAUGGUUUACACCCGGCUCGGCGACCUGGAGGAGGAAGAGGAGGAUGAGUAUAUCGCGCGAGAAGGGCUAGACGAGGCCGGCGGUGCUCCUCGUAGAUUCGCGAGUCAUGUCGGGAAUAUCACUCCUGCAGCUGCGAUUUUCCUCACUUCUAUCAUCGAAUACCUCGGUGAACACGCCUUGGUCCUUGCCGGCGAGAAUGCUCGUUCCCGCUCGCCCCGAAUGGGUACUGGCCGUGAAGGCCAGUCUGAAGCCGCAGUCGAAUCCAAUGUUCGACUGGUCGUCGAGGAAAGUGACAUGGAGAAAUUGGCACUGAACGCAACUCUGGGUCGCCUGUGGAGAACCUGGAGAAAGCGUGUCAAGGGACCGACAUUGUCGAGGACGCUUUCGAGAGAAUCUUUUGCGCGUCGUGGGAUUGCGGGUAGUAGGAAAAGUAGCAUAACAACAAUCGACGGACGUGAUGAACGAGACCACACCCUCGCACGCGCAGUCGAAGAGGAAGAGGAGCACGUUGACCCUGUCUCGGUUGCUCUGCCCGUCACGGAGAACGAUGCCAGAGAGAUCGAGGCACCAGUGGACGUCGAUGGAGAAGUCGAGACGAUGCAGGCAACCGUGGCACAGAAAGUGCGUCCUCGGAGUCUGAUGGUGUCGAAUACCGGGCUGCUCACGCCAACUUCCCCGACCGGAAGCUCACCAAACACGAUACCCUCUGCCAGCGAUGCGGCCUUUUCCCGUCACAGUCGGACGAGGUCUCUCCCGAUUCCACCAAAUACCCUCCCCACGCCCUCGAGUGAUGAAGAUAGCGCCAACGGCGGCGAGUCCGGCAGGCGGCCCGAAGAGCGCCCAUCCUUAGAGACCAUGUAUGAGAGCGAAGAGAAUGAGACGGCACCAGCACAACCUGCUGAAGCUUCCAAACCCCGAGAGGUCACACCCGAGUCCGCCAGUGCAGAAGACACUGGGCGGGAACAGCGGCCUUCGAAAGUCGAUAGUAAAGAUCCUUUGGCAGAAGUGGAGAGCGACCAUCGCGGCAACGAUGUUGAGGUUAUUGAAGGCCAGGGCACAUAUGAGAGACCUAAGCUGUCCAAUUUACCUGCGCAGCGACCCAGGAGAAAAUCCAGCAGAGAAACCUCCCGGAGGGACAAUCGAUCCGCCUAUGUAAUCGAGACUGGAGAUUCUCCUGCUGGCAUCCCUGGCGAUCAUGCGCCACCCAUGCAAGGGGUCGAUCCCUCCGCACCCACGCAACAAACGGAAGAUGACAGGUUACGUUCAAGCUCCGUGCGCGCUCAGGAUGAGAGUAUAUCAUCUGCAACAUCGCAUCCGCGGCAGCUUGAAGGCGCUUCUGCACUGUCUGUGCCGCCCGCCCAUGAAGGGGCCGAAACUGCUGAUGGCCGUUCUCGAAAUACCUUGAUCGCCAGCCGACACGCGUCUUCUAACUAUUCGGACAGCAUUGGGGCUCCGCAGUCUACGUCGGACGAGAGUGAACCCGUAUCUCGCUCGCGGACGCCCUCUCGGUCAACUUCCCAACCUCCGUCGGGCAGUGGCCAGGUCCGUCACGCUCAGGGCGAUUCUCUUGCGGGCUCUGAACGGGCCGCAGUUCAACGAAUCCACGGCCCGUCAUCAUCGCAGCCGUCGAGCAUUUCCAAGUCACGCCGGUCAGAGAGCAUCGGCAGUUCCAAGCGUCCGCAGACCGCUGGAUCGACCACCUCGACAAUUUCCAGUAAAUUGAGAGGACUGAUCGGCCGUCAUCCAGCAGAGGGGGAUAACCCGCUUCCACAACGCGCGCGAGCUUCCUCUGAAGCCAGCAGGAAGUCCUCGGCGAGUGAUGAGAUAGGAGGGGAUGACAAGUCUGACCUAGACAGGUUGAUCAAGAGCGACGAAACAAUACAUUACACCUUGACGCCGCGCAGCAUGAGAGAGAUAGAGGCACCCGGGUCGCCGCGAUGGAACGCAGCUCGAACUGAGACCGCCGAGUUGGCCGACUUCCUCAAGAAUACGGCACCACCUGGAGAUGUGCCAUUGCCAUCACCGCAGCCCAAGAUCAUCGGCAGCCCUUCUCCCCGAAUCAACGGGUUGCGUGCCCACCCGCCAAGUCCACCCAGUUCCAAGGCGAAUUCAGUUGAUAUCCGGCCCUCGAGUCCAACUAGUCAACGAUCUUCGGCCAAACCCAAGAUGUAUCAAGCGCGUGAUGCCAGAAUGGCCAAUGAAUCCAUUCGAGACUUUGCCGACUUUAUCCGGUCCACCGGUCCACCAGGCAGCACUCAAGGACCAGCAAAUCCACCCAGUGGAAGCCUGCGAACCCAUUAUCGGGAUGCCUCUGACUCUGUGGUCAGCGGCGUCCGAUCAGAGACACCGCAGUCGAACUCGUCCAGGGCAACGGCAAAACCGAAGGAGACUGAAUCGCAGAAGAAGACUGGACCACGUCUGCAACCCCGUGCCGCUGUGGCAUCAGCAGAAGGUAAUUCUACUUCUGAGCUCAUCGACUUCAUCCGGGAAGGCCCGCCGGUUGCAGGUGGUCACCGCAUACCCCGAACUGUCGCCCCUUUCCGGACUACCAUGGAUUCUGACGAUUUUAAUUCACUGGAUAUAGCCCGGAUCGAGAACGACUCGGCUGCCCAAACCUCCGCUGCCAGUACGCAGGAUGGUUCGACGCAAUCCGAUUCCCUCCGCUCCUCGGUGAAUUCUCGCGCACCACUUCUCGAGUCCUCAAAUCGGUCAAAUGCUCCUUCUGGCCCUGUCCGCAAGCAGCGCCGGGCGCGAGAUCCCUACGCCAUUGAAUCGGAUGACGAGCUCGACGAGCUCCCAGACACUCCAAAGGCCAAGCCACCGAGAGAGGAGGAAAGUUUGCUCGAUUUCUUGAACAAUGUGCCUCCGCCUCCUGGAAAUGAUCGACCUCCGGAGCCCUUUUUAAUCAACAUGCCUCCUCCCAAGAGUUCUGGUGGCUUUUCGACUGCAUCGGCCAUGAAAGCGCGCUUCAGGCGCACCACAUCGGUCGACAAGACGCCAGUUCCGAAGCCGUCGAUGACCUCGAUUCGUUCUCGCAAAUCCAGCCACUCUACCUCGGCUGCAGGCGUGGCGUUUUCCGUCCCAGCUUCUCCCAGCGUACCUGGCGGUUCUUCUGCUCGGCCCAGUGCGAACGCCCAGUUUGACAACAAUGCUUCUGGAAGCUCUGGCUACACUGUCCAUGUCAAUCGGGAGCGAGCCGGAGGUUCAAAUUCGCUGCCUCACGGUCCGGCCGGUGGCCCACGUCCGCCGCAGAGACAGACCGAAACCAGUGCACUGGCCGAUUUCCUGAGGAACACGGGCCCUCCGGAGCCGCCUCCUAUGCGAACGUCAUCUUCGCUCUCGGAGGAACGAAAGGAUGCAUCUGGAUUGUCCAAGCUGUUCAGGCGGGGCAAGAAGGUUGAGGCUUAG
Messenger RNA from Rasamsonia emersonii CBS 393.64, 3909 nucleotides. RefSeq lists its product as uncharacterized. NCBI's taxonomy places the organism in Eukaryota, Fungi, Ascomycota, Eurotiomycetes, Eurotiales, Trichocomaceae. The transcript is spliced from 2 exons. The record is from RefSeq and is a predicted model, not a curated record. The coding region runs from base 1 to 3909 and encodes 1302 amino acids.